Molecule: messenger RNA, 593 nt
Organism: Chaetomium fimeti
Lineage: Eukaryota; Fungi; Ascomycota; Sordariomycetes; Sordariales; Chaetomiaceae
Exons: 1
Coding region: 103-513 (136 amino acids)
Source: RefSeq, a predicted model, not a curated record
AGCGUUAGAUACCCGGGCGUGAAGCAAACAAGUGGAAGUGUGCGUUGAAUCGUGUGCGAGAGGAGAGGUCUUCUGUGAUCGUUCAGCUGUGGAUAACCUCGAAUGCCGCUGCGAAGAACGGGAAGGUCGACAUUGUUGAUGGUAUCGGGAUUGACAUGGAAGUUGACAAUGAGGUCCACAGUGACAUUGAAGCUCGACAACUCCUGUCCUGCACUUCCAGGUUCAGGUCGUCCUCCAAGUCGCAAGUCCAUUUUCCAUGAAGUCCACUAUUUGCUAAGCCAAACCUAUCGAACCACCGAGAGACGCCAAUAUCUAGCAGGCGCCCCGGGAUCCGACUCCUUGGCCUUCUUCAUGGCCUCUUCGAAGGUGGCACGUCAAAGUGAGGGCGACCAGAAAACACACGAAUGCUGGCGUAGGGUUGGCAUGGGAGAGAAGCUUCGCCAGGCGACGCUGGAAUUGUUGAACGGAUUAAUCUGUACAUGGUCCUCUCGGUGUCGGUCAUGUAGUCGCUAAUGAGUUCUGAGGCGAGAAGAAAAACAUCCAGUUAGGUUGGUUCACACGAGAAAAUUGAGGAGACAACAAGGUGUCCGCGA